AUGGCUCAGGACUCGUCCACACAAAAACAAAAAUGGGGGAUGGGAUCCUUUUUCCAGCAGGCAGUGGCGGGCGUUGAGUCUCGGCUGGACAAUAUCCUAAUGGACGAGAGCGGAAACCAGACCAACACGACUGGAAAGGCCGCGGAGAAUGCAAAUGGGGACAAGCCAGCUACGAAAAGUCCGGCUGCAUCAAUGUCCCGCAGUUCAUCAAGCGCAAAAAGGAAUGAUCGACUACAGGAACGCCUGGCCCGAGCCAUGGUCAAACAAAAUGCCUCGAACCUAUCCUCUAGCUCCCCGCAAAGCAAAGUAUCGUCACCGCCUGCUAGCCCGGUGCCAAGUAUCGGAGCUCGGUCAAGCAUGGACAUCGAGUCCAGUGCUGCGUCCGUGGCGAGUGUGCCAGAAGACCAGAAAGGCCCGUCAACUGAAGCAAACGCUGUAAAUGCGAUAGACUCUCCAAGACCGAGCUUCGAUUCCGCGGACGUGCCUCGGGUGUCCGCAGACAUCAGCACCACGAGUUCUGUCCCUAGGACCUCAGUCGACGUCGCUCAGCCGUCUGCGGAAUCCGAUAAUAUUGACCAAGACAAUCUGGGAGCCCAACAACCCGAGUUAUCAAAUACUGUUGCUCCCUGCGAUAGUCCACGAGCUAGUGUUGAUGCACCAUCCAAUUCAACCGAAAACCAAAACCCGGAAAUUGUGCGCAUGCAAGCUGCCCACAAAGCAGCAGAGUCUCAAUGGCAGGAAGAAACACAUGGCUACGUUGAGCGCAUAGAUGCAUUGCAGUCAAAGCUCAAAUAUCUGGCGAAGGAUUCUGCAGAAACCGCUAAGAAUGCAGCGGCGAACGCUACACCCGGAAGCACACAAAGGCAACUUCUUGAGAAAGACGAGAAGAUUGCUUUGCUGCUUGAGGAAGGCCAGAAGCUAUCAAAGUCGGAGAUGGACCACCGAACUGUAAUAAAAAAGCUGCGCCAGCAACUCAUUGAGAACACCAAGUCGCAGACUGAAAUAAAGAAGAAGACGGAGAAGCUUGAACGAGAUCUGGCAAACUCGGAAACAAGAGCUAAACGGGCAGAGGCCGCUGAAAAACGGACAACCGAGUCUCUAUCAUCUCAAAACCGAUCGGCGAAGGAUCUGAAAGCUGUCACGAAUGAACGCAACGCCCUCAGUCAAACUGUGCAAGAAAUGAAGUCGCAGCUGAGUCGUGCGGUCUCUCGCGCCGAAGCCGCAGAGAGCAAAGCAAGCUCAGAUGCGCUAGAUCUGGAGAAGCAACGCGCGGCAGAAUUAGAGGAGGAGCUCUCGAAUCUGAAGAUUGAGCAUGACAUUAGCAGCGAAAAGGCAAAGAGGGAGAUUGCCGAGUUGCAAGAGAGUGUGGACCAGGAGAAGGACAAAGCGCGAAAGCUCGAAGCUGAGCUGAAGGGCGAACAAGCCGUACUGGAAAGCAAGAUGGAAAGCCUUCGCGCCCGCGCCGAAGAAGCUUCAUCGGGGGCGACCGGCGAAACCCAGGCCAAACUCCUGCGCCAGAUUGAGACCCUUCAGACUCAAUACGCCGCUGCUAGUGAAAACUGGCACACCCUUGAAGGCUCUUUGCUUUCACGCCUGGCUAAUGUGGAGAAAGAGCGCGAUGAUACGGGUCGACGCGAGAAUGAUUUACGAAAGAAAAUCCGAGAGAUGAAUACCAAGCUAAAGAAGUUCGAAGAAAAUCUAGACAACGCAAAGGAGACCGAGCACGACCUGAACAGCCAACUAGAGGAACGCACGCAGGAGUUGGAGAAGCUGCAGCAGAAGCUUACGAAAGCGGCUGAGGAUCUCACUUCAGCGCAAAAGGACAUAGCGGAGCAAAAGAAAACCUACGAUAAUACCUUGGCGCAGAAGCUGGAGGAUGAACGAACCAAAUGGAGGGACCAGAUGCAGGCGCAAUCUCCAUCGCAGACACGUGGAGUGUCCCCCGUCGCAUCCACUCGACGGUCCAGCACCCUGGACGCCCUGGCCCCCGGGCUCUCGGACUUCCGCCCUCCCAGCCGACGCUCGUCCGGCAUGCCGUUCGCUUCGCCAGACAUCGGAACACCACCGCGACAAAACUCCUACCCUGCCUCGAUCAACCAGACGACUCUUUCUCCCCCACCGCUCAACACCAACCCCUCCAUUAUCGGAGCCCCCUCCAUCAGCUUCGAGCCCGAUGAAUACUUUGGUGAUUCGGGCACCCCUGCAACUCCUUCCGCUUACGGGGGUACCCAGGCACCCCCACGGGGCAUCAAUGAUCUUAUUUCCGAGAACACCGUUGGCGCUGGCCCGUCCGUGCAGCUGGUCGAGCGCAUGAGUGCAUCCGUGCGUCGGCUGGAGAGUGAGCGGGCCGGCACCAAGGAUGAGCUGGCACGUGUGACGACUCAGCGCGACGAGGCUCGUCAGCAAGUCGUGGACUUGAUGCGUGAGCUCGAAGACAAACAGCUCUCCGCCUCCCGUGCCGAGGAACUUCAAGCCGAGCUGGACGACCUUGAUCAGCGAUACCAGACUACGCUUGAGAUGUUAGGGGAGAAAAGCGAGCAGGUGGACGAGCUCAAUGCCGAUAUCUCCGAUCUCAAGAAGAUCUACCGGGAGCUGGUUGACAGCACGAUGAGAUGA
Molecule: messenger RNA, 2616 nt
Organism: Penicillium olsonii
Lineage: Eukaryota; Fungi; Ascomycota; Eurotiomycetes; Eurotiales; Aspergillaceae
Source: the annotation of a GenBank genome assembly